CGAACCUCCGCGUUGCCCAAGCUGUAGCCGCCCGCUGGUCACAACCCUGAGCUUACCCACCCAUGCUUCUCCUGUGCCCGUUUACACUGUGUGCUUUAGACUACUAGACUUGGUUUCCUAUAUUGCCUGUUUACAAUGACAGCACGGCAUAGCCGCACCUCCAGAUAACAUCCACCAUGGGCCCCCGUGAGCGCGCUGUGAACGACGAGGAGACGGAACCUCUCACCCGCGCCGACACGCCCUCGCGCGACUCGGCAGAAGGAUCUGGAAGCUCCGUAUCCUCCGUCUCGACGACCUCGCUCGUGCUAGAACACAUCCACGACGAUGCGACAAACGGCGCGUCGCGCACGACGUUUGGGGAGAAGUACAGGGACGAUGAUGCGGAGCCUGAGCGCAGGCGCGAAUGCUUCGAUGUGGAGGAUGGGCUAUCGCAGGGCGUGAAGCCGGUAGACAAGAAAUACCGCCGCCUGCUCUGGAUUGUUGGCACCAUCUGUGUAGCUGGCUGGGCCCUCGCGCUGUUCUCGCUCCUCUCCAACGGCAACUACAAGCACGUCUCCACCCGACCGCUCGAUCCGCUUGCGACCUCUACAAAGGGCUCUGGAAAGAAAGUCACUCUGGAUAGUGUACUGAGUGGGCAAUGGUACGGAGACAGGCAGAGCGUGUCCUGGAUUGCAGGUCCGAACGGCGAAGAUGGGCUGCUGCUCGAAAGAGGCGUCUCGAAGGGGGGGUUCUUGGUGGUGGAGAAUAUCAGAGACCAAGGCACGGCACAGGUUGCCGCGAGCAGGACCCUCCUUAUGAAGGACCGCAACUUCAGAAUCAAUGGAGCCUUUGUCUACCCAAAUAACUUUUGGCCAAGCAAAGAUUUCAAGAAGGUGCUUGUAAUCGCGGACGAACAGAAGAAUUGGAGGCACUCCUUUACGGGAAAAUACUACAUCUUCGACGUCGCAACCCAGACUGGUGAGCCACUGGACCCAGCAAACCCAGAUGGCAUCGUUCAGCUAGCAUCGUGGUCUCCGCAGUCCGACGCGGUCGUUUUCACAAGGAACAACAACAUGUAUCUCCGCAAGCUUGACUCUGAUUCGGUCAUUCCCAUAACCAAAGAUGGAGGCACUGAGCUUUUCUACGGUGUGCCAGACUGGGUUUACGAAGAGGAAGUUUUCGCAGGCAACAGUGCAACUUGGUGGUCGAAAGACGGAAAAUACAUCGCCUUCCUGCGUACUAAUGAGUCUACCGUUCCCACGUUCCCAGUCCAAUAUUUCGUCUCCCGACCGAGUGGAAAAGACCCCGAACCCGGAGAAGAGAACUACCCAGAGGUCCGGCAUAUCAAGUAUCCCAAGUCAGGCGCUCCCAACCCCAUUGUGGAUCUACAGUUCUACGAUGUAGACUUGGGCGAAGUGUUCAACGUGAACAUCGAAAACGACUUCGCAGACCAUGACCGUCUCAUAACCGAAAUCAUUUGGGCUAGGAACAAGCAGGUGCUUGUCCGUGAGACCAACCGAGAAAGCGACGUGUUGAGGAUGAUUCUAAUGGAUGUUGGGAAGCGAACAGGCAAGACCGUACGCACCGACAAUGUACAAGCUUUGGACGGCGGAUGGAUGGAAGUCUCUCACACGACCACCUUUGUGCCGGCUGAUCCUCAGAACGGACGUAACGAGGAUGGCUAUGUUGACACUGUGAUCCACGAAGGCUACGAUCAUAUCGGCUACUUCACUCCGCUCGACAGCACUACUCCUGUACUUCUUACAAAGGGCGAGUGGGAGGUGGUAGACGCACCAUCACGAGUUGAUCUCAAGAACAAUCUUGUCUACUACAUCUCAACCGAGAGAGGUUCGAUGGAACGUCAUCCCUACGUUGUCAAGCUUGACGGCACAGACAAGAAGGAAGUCAUGGAAAACGCUGCCGCAGGCUUCUACGACGCCUCCUUCUCCGCUGGAGGUGGCUACGCUCUGAUUACCCACGAAGGACCCAGCAUCCCAUGGCAAAAGAUCAUUAGCACACCAUCCACCUCGUCAAAAUUCGAGAAAACCAUUGAAGAGAACAAGGGCUUGGAAAAGUUUGCCAGACAGCACGAACUCCCCAUCCUCAAGUACCAGAUGGUAGACGUAGACGGCUUCAAACUCAACGUCGUCGAACGCCGCCCUCCCCACUUCAACGAGAAGCGGAAGUACCCGGUCCUUUUCUUCCAAUACAGCGGGCCCGGCUCGCAAUCCGUGGACAAAAAAUUCUCAGUUGGCUUUCAAGAGUACGUCGCCUCCAGUCUCGGGUACAUCGUCGUUACCGUCGAUGGCCGCGGCACCGGCUACCUAGGCCGCAAAUUGCGCUGCAUCACGCGCGGCAACAUCGGUGGGUACGAGGCGCACGACCAGAUUGCCGUCGCCAAGAUGUGGGCGAAGAAAAAAUACGUUGACGAGGAGCGCAUCGCCAUCUGGGGCUGGAGUUACGGCGGCUUCACGACGCUCAAGACGCUCGAGCUCGACGCGGGGCAGACGUUCAAGUAUGGCAUGGCCGUGGCGCCUGUUACGGACUGGCGAUUCUACGACUCCAUCUACACCGAACGCUACAUGCACACGCCCCAAAACAACCCAGGCGGCUAUGACAACUCCUCGAUCCACGACGUCAAAGCGCUCAGCCAAAACGUCCGCUUCCUUGUUAUGCACGGCAUCGCAGAUGACAACGUGCACAUGCAGAACACGGCGACGCUGCUCGACAAGCUGGAUCUCGCGGGUGUGGAGAACUACGACGUACAUUUCUUCCCCGACUCGGACCACAGCAUCUACUUCCACAACGCGAAUAAGAUCGUCUAUGAUAAAUUGAGCUCCUGGCUCGUCAAUGCGUUUAAUGGGGAGUGGCUGAGGAUACAAAACGCUGUGCCCAAGGCACAGGUCGAAAGGCGGUAGAGGUCUCUUUUUGGACUACAUCUAGGGACCUACUGGGCGCACGGCGUUGGGUGGAGUAAGGGUGGGUACUGGUGCGCAUUUGGAGCAAUACUAGAAGUCUAUGAUAAAAAUCAGUCACACGUGGG
Molecule: messenger RNA, 3022 nt
Organism: Paraphaeosphaeria sporulosa
Lineage: Eukaryota; Fungi; Ascomycota; Dothideomycetes; Pleosporales; Didymosphaeriaceae
Product: putative dipeptidyl-aminopeptidase B
Exons: 3
Coding region: 177-2897 (906 amino acids)
Biological process (GO): proteolysis
Molecular function (GO): serine-type peptidase activity; dipeptidyl-peptidase activity
Source: RefSeq, a predicted model, not a curated record